Leptinotarsa decemlineata (Colorado potato beetle) is the source of this 1617-nucleotide messenger RNA. Its product is annotated as glycine N-acyltransferase. The record is from RefSeq and is a predicted model, not a curated record. NCBI's taxonomy places the organism in Eukaryota, Metazoa, Arthropoda, Insecta, Coleoptera, Chrysomelidae. Gene Ontology annotation, molecular function: acyltransferase activity, transferring groups other than amino-acyl groups.
GCGCUCGGGGGCUGCAGACCUCUCCGCAACCCUUGCGAGUCGAUCAAUGUGCCUCUCCUCUCAUUUGUUUGCAAUUUCACGAAUCCAAACAGGAUAUUAGUUCCAGGCCAGACAAUAGAAUCACGACCGUAACGAGUUACUGAUCUUUCUGCUCGUUCUUACGAGCUAUGGAAGAAGUCUUAUCGGAAGGCAAAAAUUUCAAAUUGGUUGACGAGUCAGAACUCCCGAACAUUAUAGAUUUCUUAAGCGGAUAUUUACCAGAUUCCAUCAAGUUUCAUCAAACUUUGGAAACAUACCUGAAAGACCGCGUGUGGGAUUUUCAUUUUUACGUCACAAAAACGUGGCCGGAACAGGCUGUGAUUAUACAUUUUCCUGGGAUGACUAAAACGCCGAACGGAAAGUUAUACGAGAGCUUUGGUGUGUUCUGCCCUUGUGAUCAGCUCGAAAAUUUGGAAUUGCUCACCGACGAAGACAUUCUCAUCGACUGGACUCAACCUCUAUAUCUCAACUUCACACACGCUAAGAUAAUGGAAAAACUCGAAGAUUUAUAUUCGACUAAAGGAACAAUGUCAAAAUUGUAUGGGGAUAUUUACGGCUUGGGGAAACAAGAAACUGAAAAGGAAGAGGAGGGUACCGAGACGGUAUUCGCAGAGGACGCGGAGAUGUUGCAGUUAACUCCCGAGCAUGCUCAAAUGAUUCAUGACUUGUACCCGGCCAAUAGUAUGGAAUGCGUCGAGAUAUUCGAGAAACUCAUAAAAAAGCUGCCUUGCUACGGUGUGUUCUCCUCUUCCGGAGAUCUGGCUGCUUGGAUGGUCCAAUCGUAUUAUGGAGCCAUGUUUUCCAUGCAAACGCGACCCGAAUACAGGAGGAAGGGAUAUGGACUGAUUCUUGCUAAGUACCUGACCAAAUUGGUGACAGAACGUGGUUACAUUCCAUUCGUCGUGAUCCGUCCUGAGAAUGAUGCCUCUAUGGGACUCUACGCGAAGUUGGGCUUCAAAAAAUACUUCGAAACUGUGCGGGCCAUUCUUCGGCCACAUGAAAUGUCAAGCGAUGCCCAGGGAGGAGGGACGGAAGAGGUCGCCCAGUAAAUAUAUAUUCCGAAUCAUCAAAUCGAAAGAGAUUUAGAAUGCGACGCACAGCUGAAUCGGCUUCCAGCCACAAUUUUACAUUUUCCAGUUUGAAUCUUCAAGUUCAAUAGUGAAUGAUAUUCAUCUCGAUUCAUCGUGAAAUAUGAUAUAAAAUAUUCUGUAAAACAUCCUUUUUUCAGCGUUAAAGUAUUUUCCGGACGUUUCGUCGGUUUUAUUCGAUCGGUGGUGGGCAUUGGAAAAAAUUAUCAGGGCUACUAUCCAAGAUUAUAUAGAGAUGUGACAAAAAUCAGAAUCGGAGAAAAAACUAUAAUACUAGAAUCCUCUUUGUAGAAGAUAAAUUUCUAGUACACAGUGGGCUAAUGCGGGAGGCGAUAUACAUCCAAAAACAUGUGCACAAAUUUGAAUACAACAAAAAAUAAACACCGAAGCUCAACCCAAUAUGUGAUCCAAUUAUCGCCAGAACAAAAAUAUCACCGCGUGAGAAUAAAUUUAAUAAAAAAAAGAGUGAAUAUUACUGGAGUUUUUUCAC